AUGAGUGAAGGAAAAACUGCUAUUCAAAGAUGUGAAGAACUUAUUUCUCGAUGGAAAUCUGAACGAAAUUCACCAACAUUUGACCCAGUUCCUUUGUUAAAUAACUUUUCAGAAUUACUAGAAGAACAAAUCAACUUAUUUUUUAGUACUGAUCCUGAUCCUUUCGAUGAUCGUCAUCCACUGCGGACGGAUUCUAGUUGUGAUUUAGGUCAGAUAUUACGUCUCCUGUCAUCUCACGAUGCCUUUCUGGAACGUUUAACUUAUGUUUAUUUGUUGGGUUCUAAUGACCCAUCAAACGAAUUAGUAAUUGCUUCAUCACGACUGCUCUGUGCAAUGAGAUUGGGUGUGACUUUGUCAUUUUCACUGGAUGAGGAGGAUGUAAUAAUUAAUACACUCUACAAGUUGGCAUUAAGUGAAACUGAGCCAACUAAUUGUUAUGCUUUGUUUCUUCUGGGUUCUGUUCUUGAUAAUACAGAAUUACUCUACAUUACGCGACAAAAAAAUAUACAAUUGAUUCCAAUUGUGUUAAAUCGCCUACUCAGUUACACAGGUCAAUUAAAAAAUGAAUUAUCUUCAACUACCCAAUCAACUUACGAAGGUGGUAUGACAAAUUUAUUAGGAAGUUUUGUUUUGAAUCCACUCAGGACGGAAAUGAAGAUUCGGCUUUCAAUUGCCUAUUUGAUCCCAUUGGCUGAAUAUCAGGAUCUUAUGCCAUUCAUGUAUAACGGGGGUAUUUUAGAUUUGAUCUACACUUAUCUUAUGCCAGAAGUUGCCUCUCGUGAUAUUCGUCUUACAUUUGAAGCGUUACGUUUAUUAGCUAAUCUUCUUUGUCAUCGAUGUGUUUAUUUGGAAUUUGUUGAACAAGAUGGUUUACAAUCUGUGCUUAAAGUGCCAAGGCCAUCAGUAGCUGCUACAGCUGUUAGUGUAGUUCUUUAUUAUACAGCCUACUUUGAAGAUGCCAUGGAACGUGUUUGUCAGUUAUCCAGUUGUCUACUUGACGAUUUAAUUAAAUAUUCUCUUUGGCUAGUUGAAUGUUCACAUCCUUCAGCUCGUUGUUAUUCAUUAUUCUUUUUACACUUAGUUUUAUGCUAUGGUAUAACAUUUCGACGAUUUGAACAACAGAAUGGUUUAGUAUAUUUAUAUAAUGCUAUAUGUGUCCUACCAUUGCGUUUGACAGAGGAUAAUCCAACUACUUUGAAAGAUACGACUUCGUGGCAUGUUGUUCGUGCAAGUUUAUGUGCUAUUCGUCGUUUCUUAGAAAUCAGUCUUUUGUUAUGGAUUGAUACGAUAGAUCCUAGUUUAGCUAGCUUAUUUGAUGAAUCUCCAAGAGCAGUAGCUGCUGUCGGAUGUCGUCCGAUAACAUAUACAUCUGAACAAUUCUCUCGGCUCAUGUCCUUAAUAAUUUCUCGUAUUCGUCCAGAUACUGUUUGGCAACCUACUCAACAGCUUAGAGACUGUGGUGCUAUUGAUGUAUUAUAUCGUAUUAUUGCACGCAAUGUAUAUGCUCAUAACAACUGGCCAUGUCGCAGUGAAUGCACCCGUUUGGCUGUUGAUAUAUUCAACCUAAUGUCUAUAACAUAUGAUUUAGCUGACGAGAUUGUUUCUGCUGAUGUGUAUUCGUUCCCUACCAGUUUAAGCUCAGCAACAUUUCUCGGUCCAACACCAUUACUCUCAUCGUUAGCAGCUGGAGGCGACAGUCCGUCUUCAGAAUUUGGUUCAGCUGACGUAACUGUUCACUUACCUUCUCCACGUGGAAAUAAUCCUACACAUCGUAGGGGAUUAAUUAAUCAAUUACUCCAGAUAGUUGAGCAAGUGGGUAAUGAAGGAAUCGGCGGAAGCGGACGAGAAAUCAGUCGAGAAGAUAGGCGAAGACCUGUGUUAAGGAGAUCUGGAAAUCAAAGUAAUGGAGCAACAUCGAAUCCAGUUUUACCAACAGAAAAUCCACAAAGAUCAAACGUCACACCAACCACCGUCUCGAAUUUCGCCAGUGAAUCUGCAUCAAGAUCUCAAGAACGAACAAGUGAUGGUGAAGAAAAUGGAGCAGAAGGUUCUUCCACAUUGGACGAACGUAUCAAUGGUCUUCACAUGCUAUUUAGUAUUUCACGUGAAGACGACAACUGGGAUGUAUCGGUUCAUAAAGCCGUUUUAGCAUUUAUAUGCACAUUAGUUUAUCGUCCAGUUGUAGAACAUGAACAUCCAGAUCAACCUAUUUCAGUAACCGGUUUAUUAUCGAAUUUCACUUCUGCACCGAAUUCAAAUAUGGGAAAUCAUGCACCUUCGUCACCACCGCCUCCUCGAAAUCCAACGAGUAUUACACCGAGUAGUAAUUCAUUUAAGGCUCCGCAGCGUACAAAUGGUUCACGCGGUUCAGUUAACCGAAAACGUCGUUAUGAUGAAACCGUAGCACUAUCUUCACCAUCUUCCAUUUCAUCAAACUUGUGUUCUCGACUUAAUCAACCAUCCACUCCAUCUCAACAAACAGGAACGCAUUUAGUUCAAUUUUCUGAAUCUUACAUGCCAUCUCCAUUCGGGCGUCAAAAAUCAACUCAACUUCUUUAUCGUCAAGCAAAAUUGUGGAAUAUUGUCCGACGGCAACAUGGUAUAAUGGUAUUACUUUAUCAUUUAGAAACCAAACAACCAAUAUCUGAAGCUGAUAGUGUUCGAACUUUAGCUUGUCGAGGUUUAGUCGGACUUGCACGAUCUGAAGAAGUUCGUAGUAUGUUGGCCAAACUUCCACUAUUUACUAAAGCUCUUUUACAAUUACUUAUGAAAGAACCUGUCCUACCUGAUCGAUUGACUGAACAUGCAGAAUUUUGUCGUUAUGCUACAAUGCUUAUACGUCUGGUUGUUGGAAAUUUAUCCGAUGGUGUUUUAUCGGGUGAUAUGUCAUUGGAACGUGUUCGUCGAGCAGAAAUAGUCGCAAAAACCCGAAUACAAUGGGAUCAAGAAGAAUUAUUAGAAUUAAUUUAUCGACAUUUACAAAGCAAAGGCUUGUAUGAAUCUGCUACAGUACUUCAACGUGAGGCUCGUUUAAAAAUUGUCCCUGCCGCACCUAUUCAAUUGCCGCUUUAUGAUGAUUUUAGCCGACCACCUGGUGAAACACCUCCAUAUCAACCGUCAUCUGGAGUUGUACACGUUUCUGAUUAUUUAAGCACAAGCGUUGAUUCGUAUAAUAGCUCUUCAAAACGAGAUUACGAUACCAAUGAAUCAACUUCGAUAGUUUCUAAUUGUGAGAAUAUUGGUUCAAAUAAUGAUAAUAAUACUACUACCAAUACUUGUGGUGAACUUCCUCCAACUCCAAAUCUGAGAUUAACUAAAAUUCGCCAUAAUGCAACUCCUAGUCAAACUCCGAAACCUUGUCGUGAUCGUUUUGAAAGACCUGGUCUACCAAAUCUCUACCUCAAACCAGUAUCUACUCAACCUGUCUCGGAAAUGACCUUAUCUAAAGUAGUAGAAUCAUUUCUGUUGCAUCAACAUUCACAAUGUCCUCAUCCUGUUUCUGUUUGCCCGAAAUUCUCUUUGUAUUAUCCACAUCGCUGUCCAGAACCUCGACUUAAUAAACAAACUAAUUGUUGUCAACGUUUACUUCUACGUGAAGACCUUUGUGGUUCAUUAAGACUUAAACCAUCAACAAAAGAACUUCGACACUUUUUACAUCGAAGAUUUCAACCAACUGCAGUUAUCCGAGAGGCUGAUGAUGAUAUGUUAACAGCAUGUUGUUUUUCGAGAACAGAUGAUGGUCUGUUUUUAGGUUCGAAUUCAGGAGCUAUUGCAUGGGUUAAUGUUGAAGAAGAUGGUUUACCCAUAGAAUUAUUUCAUAUACAAUCUUCAUCUAUUCGACGUUUGGCGCAUACACGUGAUGGUGAACGCUUAUUAGUUUGUUCUGAAUGGAAUGAACCUGCUACGGUUGUUGCUAGACUUAAACCAUCCACAAAUACAGGCUCGAAUUCAAAUAGUCCUUGGGAGACUGUUUCUGAUGAUUUUGUAUUUCGUGUAUCAGAAGCUCGUCAUGCAGAAUUUAGUAAUACAGGUCAUCAAGAUCGUCUGGUAGCAACCUAUGGAAAAAUGGCUAAGGUAUUUGAUCUUACUACUAGAACUCGUGUUGCAGAUUUAUUCUCUGCUGUGAAACAAAGUGGAUACAUUUUAAAUAAGGCAACAUUCUCACCAACAGAUUAUUUAGUAUUAAAUGAUGGUGUUGUUUGGGAUCUAAGAUGUACUGGAUUACUUUCAACUAGUUUCUCCAGUUCACUACAAUAUCCUGGUACAUCUUCUCGACCUAUACAUAAAUUUGAUAAAUUUCAAGAUAUUGUAUCAGGUGUUUUUCAUCCAAAUGGGCUUGAAAUCAUUAUUGGUUCAGCUGUAUGGGAUUUAAGAACAUGGAGAUUAUUGCAUACUAUCCAACCACUUGAUCGACUUGAAGUACAAUUCAACGCUUCAUAUGAUGUAAUAUACGCCGGAAUAUUUGGUUUAGACGAUGAAGAGUAUGCUGAAUUAGGCAGUAGUCGUUUAGCUAUGCAAAAUAUGUUUCGUACAGUCGAUGCUAUAGACUAUAGCCUAAUUGCUUCAGUUGAUGUUCGUCAUCGAAUUGAGCAAUUAGCUUUGGAUACUGCAGGACAGUCGUUGGCACUAGUCGAGAAAAUAGGAGAAAAUAACAGUAGUGAGCCUAUCACUCAGUGUAGAAUUUACAUGAUUGGUCGUAAACGCGGGGAGCGUGAACCUGACAACGAUGAUGAAGAGGGUCGUGAAGAUGAAGAGGAUGAUGAAGAUGAUGAUGAUGAGGAUGACGACGAUGAUGAUGAUUUAUUGAAUGGAGAUGCUUCUGACGAACUUGCCCAAAUACUUGAUGAAUCUUCAGAUGAUAUAAGUACCAGUGAUUCAAGUGAUUGGAGCCCAUCUUCAAAUGAACAACGUGUUAGAAGACGACGUACACGCCGUCGACGCACCGAGGCGAAUUCGAACAUCACAGAGUCUGCUAAUGUUGAUGAAGUCACGAACAAUAAUGAUAUAAAUCCUAUUUUAAAUGCUGAAAACGUUCUCACAGAUUCUCAGGCAGAGUCUAAUGAAGCCAUGGGUCGAGCAAAUGAUGGUGAUGAUGACUCAUCAUGGGAAACACUUGAAGAAGAAGAAGUCACAGAAGGCAUGGAAACAUCAUCUGAAGACUAAUUAAAAAAGUAGUAAUAAUAAUAAUAGUGAUAGUAACAAUCAGUUUCGCGAUUUUGUUUAUUUAAAGAUGCUGUAAUUCAUAUUUAACAUACUGUAUAUUAUAUGCACACUUACACUUGAGGUUUUCAACGAAUAUUGCCUCUGUAUAAAAGAUCAUCC
Messenger RNA from Schistosoma guineensis, 5322 nucleotides. NCBI's taxonomy places the organism in Eukaryota, Metazoa, Platyhelminthes, Trematoda, Strigeidida, Schistosomatidae. The record is from the annotation of a GenBank genome assembly.